AUGGACCCCGAACCUGUUGCGAAUCAGCAACAACUUUACACCUUGUAUGGUGAGGCUAUGGCUGUCCUCAAAGCAGAGCUGGAUGUGAAGAGUGCAGAUGGUCAGCCACAAUUCACAGAUGUUUGUGAAUGGUUGGGUCAGAAGCUAGGCUCCGAUGGGGAGAGGUCGGCUCACCAGGCAAAUCUGGAGCAGCUCUUGGCUAGCUGUGAAGCAGUGGCUGGAGCUGGGGUGACCUCCUUCCAGUCCUCAGUCCCCAGUCCUGCAGACCUCCAGGAGGCCUUCAGUGUUGCAGUCAGCAUUGGGACGACUGUUACCAUGGCAUGCCAUCUUCUCGCCUAUGCUGCGAUGAAGCUUGAUUGGUUGAACAGUCCAACAGUCCUGGACCAUGUCAAGAAGGAUGUGGCGGGCCGAUUGAUGAGCUGUCUCUGCAACUGGGACAUGAUGGACACAUGUGAGAAAACAUUUAAUUUCCAGUUUGAGUUCUUUAACCCGACCAAGCAGCUGAGUGGCAACCUGAAGGUCUCGCCUACCGGUAACCCAGAGAUGUUGCAGAGACUGCAGGCUAAGUGGAAUGGCAAGAUCCAGGAGUAUGUCGACAGGCAGCAGCCACCCCCAAUUCAUCAGUCAUCCAUCUGUGCAGGGUUCCGUGAUUCUGGCAGAGAGUCCCAAGUCUACCUGAUGGCCUGUGUCAUGGUGCACUUUAAGGACCAGAUGAUGAAGGAUAUGAGUCCGGACGAGUACCACAAGAUGAUGUCCCAUUGGCGACUGGGACACUUGGACCAGAAGCUCUUCCCGGAAGUGGCAGCCAUGAGGCCAGACUUCAGCUUGACCGAUUUGGGGCUCCGGAUGCAGCAAGAAGAGGCCAGCAACAGUCUUGCAGUCUUGCAGUCCUCUGACCUGGUGGAGGAUGAAGCUGCUCAGGAGGCAGUGCGCUGUCUGACAAACCUUGCAAGGUCCCUCAAGAGAGAGCAGGAUGAGAUGCGAGGCCAUCGUGUGGCUUUCCAACGACACAUGGUGCAGACAGUGGCAGCCGAAGCCGAGUACCAGAAGUCCAUUGCAGAGGGGGUGGAAAGUGCAUGGGGUGAGCACUCGAUCUACUAUCAGGUGAAUGCCAGCAAGACAUUGGGAGUGGGGCAGGCUUUCGAACAUGCGACACACAGGACACUUGCCAGUCGUUUGAUGCAGGAUGUCAAGCAGAUUCCAGUCAUCACUGUGAUCAACAUUCCCAUGUUGGGUGCUGCUGCAUCAUCAUGUGUGACGGCUAUGGUGGGUCACAUGGCUUCGGAGCUCCAGCAGUCCUGCAGUCUUGCAGUCUACCUGAUCAUUCCACCCAACCAGGUUGCGUUCGGUCGGGCCUGCGUACCCGGCAGUGAGUGUGGCACAGCAGCCAGUGUCGACGAGGGGCGGUCUAUGGCCCCAACAGAAGCUUAA
This is a messenger RNA of Symbiodinium sp. CCMP2592, 1431 nucleotides long. NCBI's taxonomy places the organism in Eukaryota, Dinophyceae, Suessiales, Symbiodiniaceae. The record is from the annotation of a GenBank genome assembly.